GGGGUGUCGGUUUACGGCCGGUCCGGCACCUGCAUCUGGGAGGUGGGCGGAGGAGAUCGGCGAGUGGAUGGCACGCAGCCCGGGGCACUGCCUCCGAACACAGGCGGUGACAUCCUAGGCCUGUUCUCAGCAACGAACUCUCAAGCUCAAGCCCAAGUCCCUUCUCUCACAGUGCUUACUCUUUCUUUCCCCCCACAGUGACUACACCGCACUUCUCCUUCAUGUGGAGGACCAACGCACAGGUCUCUCGUCGUCAAUUAGCAGACUGGGAAGACGAUGCAAGCGACGUCUUGUCAGCCACCCUCCAUGUUCUCCAAGAUUCCCUUAACCCUUCAAUAGAUACCAUCCUCCCGCCACAAGAUCAAAUGCCCCCGCAAGGCCCUUCACGCGAUGCUUUCUAUAUCCUCCUGCCACUCCUUAUCGUUCUCUCCACCUUUCUCUUCCUUCUCCUGCUCUUUCUAAUAUGCGUUAUCCUGCUCCGGAGACGGCGGGGUAUCAUGCUCCGCGAUCAAGACGGUCCCGUCGAUAUGAGCAGAGAAGACCUCAUAGAGGGCGAGGGUGGCUUUGAAGGUGUUGAAUCCCGUUGGCUGGAAAGCGUGAGCGAACAUGCCCGUCGAUCAUAUCUCAGAGCAAAGGAAUACCAAAUCCAUUACCCUCCCAACUCGCAACCCACUGACAUCACAUUGUCUCAGUUCUUAUCCAUCCAAGAGAAGGGUGUUUCCGCGUGGUGUUUUGAACCUGAUUUCGAAGCCUUGAACUCUCUGCUUGUUCAUGCACGUACCGAGAUCACGUUCUUACCCGAUCCCUCUUCUGCUACCUCCGUGCAGUCCAACUUACCUCUACCAAAGCUCAACGAGGUGUACUAUUGGGAGGUCAAAAUGUUUGACUUGCCAGAGACCACAAACGUUGCCGUGGGGCUGGCUACCAAACCGUACCCAUCUUUCAGACUUCCUGGUUUUCAGCGAUACUCUGUUGGAUAUCACUCCAACGGUGAUAAAUCCCACAACUACCCUUUCACUGCGACACCUUUUGGUUCAUCUCUAAAAGAGGGUGAUGUCCUUGGCGUUGGCUAUCGUCCGCGUACAGGUACUGUCUUCUUCACCCGCAACGGGCGCAAAACGGAGGACGCGUUCAUCGGCCUCAGCAACUGGAAUCUGUUCCCAACAGUAGGCGCAGAUGGCCCGUGCAGUGUCCAUGUCAACCUCGGUCAGUCGGGAUUUGUCUUCAUCGAAGCCAAUGUCAAGAAAUGGGGUCUGGCGCCAAGUGUGGGAACACUGGCCCCUCCACCGCCGUACGGUACUGAGCGAGGGAGCAUUCUCCUAGCAGCAGGGGGUGAUAUUACUCCGUUGCCCAGCGCUAUCGGUUCUCCAUCUGGCGCGUCAUCCCGCUCUCGGCGGUCGCAUCGUUCUCGACGGCCUAACAGUCGACUGUCUGCGUCUGCACCUGCCGAGUCCUCACCAUUACGCAACAGUCCGAUCGCUUCGCCUUCACCUCCUGAGACUCCGCCACCACCAAUCACGCCGAUUGAGGAGGAGCCUGAGGCUGGUCACUCUGCAGCGGGACCUUCCUCACGCAGAUACAUUUCUCCCACAGAUUUACCUUUCCAUGCUCCACCUAAUGCAAACAUACCAUUGUCACCGACGCAAGAAAGUGAUGUGCUGCCUGAGACCGGCGAGGGCGAGUGGUCAUCAUCCACUUCGAAUUCUGUGGAGUCAUCUCGAGCUCCGUCGCGAGCUGUAGGUGCGAACCAGUUCAAUACACCUCGCCGUCAACCUUUCACGUUCACUCAUGCGCGGACUGGUUCCCGCUCGUCGUGUUCAGGUCCGGAAUUGGCCAUUCAAGUUCAUCCCCCUCCAGAGUCGCCCAUGAGCCCCGAUCCGCCCACACCCAAUGUCAGAGAUAUUCAUCUCCAGGCAUUGGCGUCGUCAUCCAAUACCACCACAUCUGCACCAGCAGCUAGUAAUACAACUGUCGGUACUACUUUGGCUAUACCCAAUCGGGAUCCCCCUGCGUACUCUCCAUUGGAUGCAUUCGCAUACUCGGAUGGAGUGCAGCUUGAUCUUCCUGCAGAGAUCAUAGCUGCUGCAAUCGAAAGGGGGACGUUACCUACGACUAUGAUGGGUCCGUCACCAACUUCCUCGCGGUCUGAAAGACAUAGAAGUAGGAGAGAUCGACGUCUAUGACAUGAGGUAUAGAUGGUGUGUUUGUCUCAUCUUUUAUAUCAUCUACGGUCGAUACUCAGACUCAGUAUCCCCACUCAUAUUAUCGGGUUUUUCGCUCAUCAUCUCUUCUCGUUGGCAUAUCCUUGUUUGUAUUCGUAGUAGUGGAUGGACUUCUCGUUUGGAGCAGAUGGAUCAAAGAGGUAUCCCCCCAUUCAUAUCCCAACUAGCAUCAAUGAAUAUUUGUUCGUGUCGUGUAUCAAGCCUCUUCAUCCUCGUCCUUGCUUUCGUACCUCCGUAAUAAUUCAGCUCCCUCCUAUCUAAGUCACAUGUUUGUUGUACAUUCUUUCUGUUCAAUAAGAUACACACCUUCAGGUGUCCUCAUCGUCGCUCUCAUCGUCGCUUUCAUCGCGUGCCGAUCGCCGUAUCUCCUCUUGCCACAUCCCCGCAAACUCUUGAAGGUUUCGACCACUGCUCAUCGCCAGUGCCUCCAUGGGGACCAUGUUAUGUUGGUGAGCGGGGGCGUUUCGAGUUGCCGCUGGAUGACUUCGUGAGUCGAUGACUCUGAAUUCGGCCUUGGAGUCGCUGGUAGCUUGUUUCGCUAAAUCAAAAAGCUCGUCGUAUGUGAAGAGCAGUGGAUCAGUCCGUGGUGCAUAUGGACCGAAGUCAAGAAUGUGACCUCGACUGAGGUCUCGGGUUAGCAGGAAGUCGAAGGUGUCUGCAAAGUUGCUAUCAACAUUUAUGCAGGAGGUGUGAAGGUGUGGGGGCUCAGGGGCUUACAGUUCCCAUUGGUUUCUGCCCAUUUUCCCUUUAUAUUCUUCUCCCAGAAUUCGGUCACUGCAUCCAAGACUUUGUCCUUCGUUCCAGCUUCGUUCCAGAAGUCGUAGUAAUUAGGGUCACGUUGAGAGAUAGCUGCACCAUGUCAUCAUCAAUGUGCGUUAUUAAUUUU
This is a messenger RNA of Somion occarium, 3108 nucleotides long. The record is from the annotation of a GenBank genome assembly. NCBI's taxonomy places the organism in Eukaryota, Fungi, Basidiomycota, Agaricomycetes, Polyporales, Cerrenaceae.